Molecule: messenger RNA, 292 nt
Organism: Acaulospora colombiana
Lineage: Eukaryota; Fungi; Glomeromycota; Glomeromycetes; Diversisporales; Acaulosporaceae
Source: the annotation of a GenBank genome assembly
AUGGGUCCAGAGACACACCACCAAUCACCGUCACAAUCUUCUCAACCAAAGUAUUAUCCUCCACCACCGGAUGCCUCGGCUCAACAAUUUUCUCAAACAUUUCAUCAUGAGCAAAAUUCAUCAUCUUACAAUUAUGCGCCUCCGCAAUAUCCCCAGGAUACUUAUUCUCAAACUUAUCAACAAAACUCUCAACCAUUACAAAUGCAACCAAUUAAUACACCAGCUCCGACCAACGUUAUUGUCACAAAUAUGCAACCAACUCCGAUUAUUGUGCAAACUCAACCAGCUCCAG